Messenger RNA from Penicilliopsis zonata CBS 506.65, 1460 nucleotides. RefSeq lists its product as hypothetical. NCBI's taxonomy places the organism in Eukaryota, Fungi, Ascomycota, Eurotiomycetes, Eurotiales, Aspergillaceae. The record is from RefSeq and is a predicted model, not a curated record. Bases 109 to 1263 code for a protein of 384 amino acids. Gene Ontology annotation, molecular function: phosphatidylinositol transfer activity. The transcript is spliced from 2 exons.
GCGAACAGCAACAGGACUUUGAGAGCGACUCUGGGCGAUUCUAAUGUACACAGCUUGAAUCAAUUGUCUUUUUUUUUUUUCAAGUUAAUCUAUCAAUUACUGUAUAGCAUGUCGGCCCCAGCAGAGUCCGCGAAUGGCAGCGUCCCGCCUAGCGACGUCCCUGAACCCCCCGUGGAACAGCAGCCUACAGAACAGCCUGUCGCCCAGGCGCGGCAGAAACAGCAGGAGAUCGAACAUAGCCUGCCCCAGUCUGCGGCAGAUGGUGUGAUACAGAAGCCUUUUGCGUUACCGCUGGAGUCGGCGCGUCCCGUGGCUGCGGCGCCGCUGACGGCAAAGGAGCAGGCAGACUACGAGAGCGUGUUGAAGGCUGUCUCAGCGUGGACGACGGUGCCGACCACAUCAGCCAAGAACGCGCCCACCGAGCCCAUCACGGAUGAGGAGCGGAUGUUCCUGACGCGCGAAUGCCUGUUGCGGUACCUGCGGGCGACCAAGUGGAACGUCAAGGAGGCGGUGGAUCGACUACAGCGUACACUGACCUGGCGGCGGGAGUACGGGCUGUUGAAGCUGACACCCGAGUAUAUCUCGAUCGAGAACGAGACGGGGAAGCAGGUGAUUCUGGGCUACGAUAUCAAUGCGCGUCCGUGUUUGUACCUGCUGCCCAAGAACCAGAACACGGAGCGGAGCGACCGCCAACUGGAACACCUAGUGUUCAUGCUCGAGCGAGUGAUUGACCUGAUGGGGCCUGACCAGGAGACGCUGGCGUUGGUGGUCAACCUGAACGAGACCAAGUCUGGCCAGAACGCGUCCGUCAGCCAGGGAAAGCAGACCCUGCAUAUCUUGCAAAACCACUAUCCGGAGCGACUAGGCAGAGCAUUGGUCAUCAAUGUGCCGUUUAUGAUCUGGGGAUUCUUCAAGCUGAUCACCCCCUUCAUUGACCCGUUGACCCGGCAGAAACUGAAGUUCAAUGAAGACCUACGCCAACAUGUGCCUCCGGAGCAGCUGAUGAACGCUGCCGGCGGAGACGUCGAGUUCAAGUACGACCACUCGCAGUACUGGCCGGCACUCAACCAGCUCGCCGAGGCGCGGCGGACUGCAUACCGCGAGCGCUGGAUCCAGGGCGGCAAACGCAUCGGCGAACACGAAAACUACCUGAAAGGCGGACCUGAUGCGAGUCUUUCGGAGACGGAGCAGGGCGCCAGCGAUCUCGCGCAGAAGAUGGAGACUCUUGGGGUCGAUGCCCCCGAGGCUACAGUCACCGCGUAGCCUAUGAUCUCCCGAUACAUUCCUUCCCUUCUUUCGAGCCCUUCCAUGUCAUCUUAUUUUUCUCUUCUCCGAGUCUGUUUUUGAUACCGAUAGUGUUAUACGGUCAUUGUCAUAGCGCAGCAGAUAGAUUCCGAUGUAUUGUAUAUACAGUCAUAUAUUUAUAUAUAUAUAUAUCUAAAGAAAUCAACAGAGAUGGC